Molecule: messenger RNA, 3641 nt
Organism: Sapajus apella (tufted capuchin)
Lineage: Eukaryota; Metazoa; Chordata; Mammalia; Primates; Cebidae
Gene: WDR27
Product: WD repeat domain 27
Molecular function (GO): protein binding
Source: RefSeq, a predicted model, not a curated record
GCUGAAUGUAAAGUUGGAUGAAGAGCUUAUUUUUGUGAGUGUUUCAUUAGUUUAUGCUUUAUAAAACAUAGCCAGUGAAUCACUGAUUAUAGAACCUAUGAUAGCUUAACUGUAAUUACAUAGAGGGUUGUGAAAUUGUUGAUUAAUCUCAGUUUAGCUAUGGGAAAUGUGAGUUCCAAUUGCAGUUUCCCAAUAACUAAUUUGCUGUGAUCAAUUCAGAAAAUAACUUUGUGUUUUAGUCAUUGAUACCAGCAACUGGUUUCAGUAGCCAGUGUUUAGAAUGCUAAGUGUCAGUGCUGUACCCAUGGCAUAUGGAUCAUUGUUUAGUCUUUGCCUCUCAGUAACUGUUCCAUUUUAUGGUUGUGAAAGCUUAUUCAGAGAGCCUAAGCAAGGUCAGUUAAGUGGGGAUAGGAGGAUUUGAGUCAAGGUCUGCUUAAUUGGAAAGCUCAUGAGAGGAAUGGAGCAGUUGUGAAUGUGGAACCUCCAGAGUUUUUAACAAAUUUCUCUUCUUUUUUCUUGGGGUGAGGAAAGGUGAAUAAAUAGGUAUGAUGUGGCAUGUGUGUGUGGUCACACUAGUAACUAUCAAUAGAUAAUAGACUUUUUUUCUAUACUAAAUAUGACACCUAUAGUCAUCUUGUAUGUACUUUUUGUUUUCAGAUUGAAGAUGGAAAAUCCCCAAGACAUUUUCUCAAGUAAUGGUGGCUGUGUAAGUGAUAUAGUUAUAGAGAAAUACCUGGUUGAAUCCAAGGAGUCUGCAUCUCAUGUUCAGCUUGCUUGCAGCAUGCAGCACUGUGCUUUCCCUUUGGAUGGGAAUGAACUUUGCAUAUGGAACACCAAGGAUCCUUCUCAUCAGCUUCUAAUCCUACGAGGACACCAUCAGCCAAUUACUGCUAUGGCUUUUGGAAAUAAAGUGAAUCCACUUCUAAUCUGCUCAGCAUCACUGGAUUAUGUUAUAAUGUGGAACCUGGAUGAAUGUAUAAAGAAAGUACUUCAAGGGCUGGUCCCGCGAGGGACUGUCAUGGGCUCACUUUUGGGAAAGGUGCUGUGUUUACAGUUGAGCCUGGAUGAUCGAGUUGUUGCUGUGUGUGCUGGAAACAAGAUAUUCAUGCUGGAUAUUGAGCAGCCAUGUUCUGCGACAUGCACAGAACAUCCUGAUGUUAAUCACCCCCACAAAGUUCCAUCCCCGACCUUGCACACAUUCUCUCAGGCUCAGGCUGUCCUGGCCAAGCUGCAGGGCCACCUGGGCCCAGUGACCGCGGUGGAGUUCUGUCCCUGGCAAGCAGGCAUCAUCAUCUCAGUAUCCGAGGACAGAGGCUUUAAGGUCUGGGACCAUUGUACAGGAUCGUUAAUAUACAGUUCAUCUGUGUUAUCAGCAUAUCCUCUACUCAGCAUAUUCAUUGAUGCAGAAAGCAGGCAGCUGGUCACUAGGUGUGCUGAUGGCCAGCUUUGGAUCUUCAGUUUGAUGGAUGGACACCACUAUCGUCGUGUGGCACAGGUUGACCUAAGGAAGAAGACAGAGACUUUCUUCACAAGAAGGGUUAAGUCUGGGCUGUACAGCCAGCCAGAAGAAAGCCGGCUUUCCUCUACAAGUGCCCUGGUAAAAGGAGAGCAGGUGGGAGUGACGUUUCCUAUACUGAGACUUGCACCCUGUGAUCUCUCACGUGUCCCACAUUCUGCAUGUGGAUGUCUUUCCUCUGAGAACACCCAGUGCUUGUGGAUUGGAAGCUCAGUGGGCUUAUUCGUGUUUAACCUGGCAAACCUGGAAGUGGAAGCUGCUUUAUGUUACAAGGAUUUCCACAGCCUCAGCAUCCUGUUGGCUGGAUCAUGUGCCCUGAGGAGCCGCUUCACAGAUGGCAAGGCGCUGUGCUUGCUGGCCUCCCUGUUUGGAGGGAAGAUCGCCGUGUUGGAGGUGGACCCAGCCGCGCUGGUCAUGGCUCAGCAGUGCUCCAGGGUGGGACAGGGCCUCUCAGUGCCAGCCAGCUCCUGUGUCCUUCCUACCUCUCCACUGUAUCUGGGAAUUGCCAAGGUGAAAAGCACCAAGGCUGCUAGUGAACAGCGAUGUGCUAAACGGAACGUCAUGAAGGACCAAUUCCUGGUUUUACGCAGUAAAAUUAAGUCAUCUGGUUAUGCCUCGGCACCACACUUAACUAUGUUUUCGCCGAAGACCAACAUCAAGAGUGAAGGUAAAGGACCGUCAAGACACAGGAGCAGCUGCACAUGGGAGGCAUACGCCGUGGACUGCGCUGUGCCUGCCAAGCCUGGUCCCCGGGUCGCCGCAGCCCCCGCCUGCACACGCGUGUGCUGCAUCCAGUACUCAGGAGAUGGGCAGUGGCUGGCCUGUGGGUUGGCCAACCAUCUAUGUCAGGUUUUUGAUGCCAGCCUGACUGGGACACCUGCUGUGUUUUCAGGUCACGACGGGGCAGUUAACGCCAUCUGCUGGAGCCAUGACCAGAGGUGGCUGCUCUCCACGGCCCAGGACCGGACCCUACAGGUGUGGUCGGUGCAUAGGACAGAGCUCGCACUGCUUCUGGGCAAAGACAUGUUUUCUAAACCAAUACAGUCUGCACAGUUUUAUUACAUAGAUGCCUUUAUAUUGUUAUCUUCUGGCCCUGAAUUUCAGCUACUGAAGUAUCACAUUGACACUUGCAAAGAUGAGAUUAAGAGAUUGGUCAUCUUGAUUUUCUCUUCCGGAUAUAAACAGAAGAGCAAAUCCAAGCUGGUUUGCAGGCUCUCCAUGACGGAUGCAGGAGACAUGACCUGUUUAUCAGCAGUAAAUGACUUUUAUUCCCACAUCGUACUCACAGCUGGCCGGAACAGGACGGUGGAAGUGUUUGAUCUCAACGCCGGCUGCAGUGCAGCCCUGAUAGCAGAAGCCCACUCGCGGCCUGUCCAUCAAAUCUGCCAAAAUAAAGGUUCAUCAUUUACGACCCAACAGCCUCAGGCUUAUAACCUUUUCCUGACCGCGGCCAUUGGCGAUGGGAUGAGACUGUGGGACCUGAGAACCCUGAGGUGUGAGCGCCACUUUGAAGGGCAUCCAAACCGCGGUUAUCCAUGUGGAAUAGCUUACAGUCCUUGUGGACGAUUCGCGGCUUGUGGGGCCGAGGACAGACACGCUUACAUGUAUGAAAUGGGCUCCAGCACGUUUUCUCACCGGCUGGCUGGGCACACAGACAUCGUCACCGGAGUGGCCUUCAACCCAUCAGCACCCCAGCUCACCACAGCCACCUUGGAUGGUAAGCUCCAGCUCUUUCUAGCUGAGUAACUGCUGACCUGUGAGCUGAGCGCAGGAAUGCUGCAAGGGACAACUGGAAAGUAAGAAAUGGUGGUUCAUCCAUCGCGGGGCCAGGGCGGCAACUGCUUCUCGUACUUUGAGACUUGCGUCAGCUUUCCCCGUUAGCAAGCUCCUGCACCCUGCAUGUUCCACUGUCACAUUUUUAUGUCUUUCUGCUCCUCAAAAGGGAUACCCCUCAUUGGGAAAAUGGAAAUGGCAUCCAGUACUUCUGCACAGAAUUUGGUAAAGUUACAACAGAAUAUCCUUCGAUAAAACAUAAUACAGUAUUUGUUUGAUAAUUAGACCUGGAAGGAAAAAGAGGGAGAGGAUUUCUUUUAAGAAGUGAAAAUAAAGCAGUAAACAGUCCUAA